UCCACAUUAAUUACGACAAAGCUCCUCCACAUGGUUUUUUUGCUUUGUUUUAAUUUUAAAAUACUAAUUUUUUAUAUAUUUUUGCUACAAUUUUAAAAUUUACUGCAAAAUAGUUUUAGAAGAAAAAUGCAAAGUUAAUUUUUGAUUAUGAUAAUUAAAAAUUAUGAUUUUUCAAACUGAAAAGAAAUAAAUUAAAAAGAAACUUUGAUCAGUUCAUCAAAAGUCUCCACAAAUUUGCUACAUAAAAACCAGAUGACAACAAAGUAGCUUAAACAAACAGCAAUAAUUGACCUUUAACAACUGUAUUAUUCAAUACUGUGGCUAUAUAUAUACUACAUUGUUUAUUUGACACAGUUUGGUAUUUACUGGAAAUGCACUGGUAUCAUACUACAGAAGUUAUUGAGUUACAAACACCAUCACGAAAUGAUGGUAUUGAUUAUGAAACUGAAGCCAGAUACAGAAAAGAAGGUGCACGGUUUAUUAUGGAACUUGGAAAUAAACUUGGCUUACGAUAUUUAACUAUGGCUACUGGUAUUGUUUUUUAUCAUCGCUUCUACAUGUUUCAUUCAUUCAAAGAAUUUUCUAGAUGGGUAACAGGAGCAUCUUGUUUGUUUCUUGCUGGUAAAGUUGAAGAAACUCCUAAAAAGUGUAGAGAUGUUUUAAAGGUAGCUCAACAGUCUCUCUCAAGCAAGCAUUUUAAAACAUUUGGUGAAAAUCCAAGGGAAGAGGUAAUGAUAUGUGAGAGAAUAAUUUUACAAACAAUAAAGUUUGAUUUACAAACCAAUCAUCCUUACCAGUAUCUUAUUAAAUAUGGAAAGCUUUUAAAAGGAGAAAAAAGUAAAGUAAAUGAGUUGGUUCAAAAGGCUUGGAUAUUUAUAAAUGACAGCUUGUCAACCACCCUUUGUUUACUUUAUAAACCUCAAGUGAUCGCCAUUGCUGUUCUAUUACUUGCAUUUAAGAUGUCUAAUCAAAAUAUACGAGACUUUAUAUCUAAGCCACGUAAUGAUUGGUGGAAAACAUUUCAUGUUGAUGCCACUGAAGCUGAUCUUGAAGAUAUAUGCAAAGAACUGAUGAAUAUGUAUGAAGGUAAACCUCCUCGUCGUCGCUUUCCUCAUAAGCAUUCUGUUGCUAUGAAAAAGAAAUCAAGUCCUUCCAACUCUGGAAGUCCAAAAGCAAAAAAACAGAAAGCUGCUGACUUACCAAGUUUAUCACAUACUUCCAGUCCAUCAGUUGUUAUUUCUGCAACAGUAACCAGUCUUCCUUCCAAUUCUUUGCCAAAAAAGCCUGUUGUCAGUACCGCUAGUGAAGCGAUCCAAGAUUCAAAACAAGGUCUUGUGUCUGCUAAAACUCCUUCCGUUAGCACUUCCUCAAAAGAUCUAGAGCGCCAGAAGCAAGACCAUCAACAUGCGGAGCCCAACGUAAAAGCUAAAGUCCUAAAUCAGCAAGCAUCUGUGUCGCAGCCUUUAUAUCCAGAUCAACUUUCCAAUCAAACGACCUCGGGAAAUUCGCAAAUUUUACAAUCUUCAACACACCAAGUUCAGCAUGCCGUACAAGCAACGCAACAGCCUAUGCCUAGUCACGCGCAGUCAGACGUCACUCAAAAGCCUGUAACUUUAGCCCAGGCUCCAAUUUUAGAUCAUAUGUCGUCAUUUUUCCAAAGUAAUCCAUCUUAUAGCUUCAUGCCUUCCCAUCCGUUUCCGCAACCUCCAUUUGCAUCAUUGAUACCCCCCACUUUUCCUCAACAACCACUACAUCCACCUCAAGGUCAACAAACUUAUCAACAGAACAAUUAUCAAGCUACUAUUCCCCAAAACCAAGAGUACCAACCAAAUGUUCAACAAAGUCAAGGAGGUUUUCAACCUAUAAAUCAGCAUAAACAGUUAAAUUAUCAAGCCUCAAACCAGCAACCGCCGAAUAAUUAUCAACCCUCAGGACAACAAAAUCCAGGUAACUACCAGGCUACUAAUCAACCUAAUCAUAAUUUUAUGUCACAACAACCUAGUCAUCAGACAAACUUUAUGAAUGCCGUACCUACGGCAAGAAAUAUGUAUCAAAACAAUUCUUUUUGUAGCUAUACAGGCGGCGUUCCUUCCGCUGCACCACCAGGGUCUCCUUUUGUACCGCAAAAUCGUAUGCCACAACAUGUCCCCCCUCCAUAUCCGCCUGCUCCUUGGUUAUCUAACCCUGGAACACCACCUGCAAAUUCCAAUAAACCUCCAUGGAUGCAGUAAUCUUUAUCGUAAAACAAAUGACGACACAAAGCAUAUUAUGUAAAAUUUAAACUUUUUUCUGGCGCUUUUAUGCCCAGACCUUCAAUGUGAAAAAAAAAUAUAUGUAAAAAAAAAAGAUAAAUUUUUUUUUA
This is a messenger RNA of Hydra vulgaris (swiftwater hydra), 2362 nucleotides long. RefSeq names its product cyclin-K. Gene Ontology annotation, molecular function: cyclin-dependent protein serine/threonine kinase activator activity. Lineage: Eukaryota; Metazoa; Cnidaria; Hydrozoa; Anthoathecata; Hydridae. The record is from RefSeq and is a predicted model, not a curated record. Gene Ontology annotation, cellular component: nucleus; cyclin/CDK positive transcription elongation factor complex. Gene Ontology annotation, biological process: regulation of transcription by RNA polymerase II; positive regulation of DNA-templated transcription, elongation.